Passer montanus (Eurasian tree sparrow) is the source of this 1562-nucleotide messenger RNA. RefSeq lists its product as uncharacterized. Bases 37 to 1140 code for a protein of 367 amino acids. Lineage: Eukaryota; Metazoa; Chordata; Aves; Passeriformes; Passeridae. The transcript has 2 exons. The record is from RefSeq and is a predicted model, not a curated record.
GGGGACAGCGGCUCCCGGUCCCGCGGCGGCGCCGGGAUGCGCCGGGAGCAGCGGGGGCGGGCCGGGCGGGGUCGGUGGGGUCAGGGUCCCCGGGAUGGAGCCCGUGCGGGCCCGGACCCCGGGAGGGGUCGGUGCGGGUGCUCCGGGAAGAUUCGGUUCGGUUCUCCGGGAAGGUUUCGGUUCAGGUUCUCCGGGAAGAUUCGGUUCUGGUUCUCCGGGAGCACCGGGAAGGUUUCGGUUCAGGUUCUCAGGAUGGGUCGGUUCCGGCUCUCCGGGAAGAUUCGGUUCGGGCUCCCCGGGAGCUCCGGGAAGGUUCGGUUCGGGAGCACCGGAAGGGUUCGGUUUCGGCUCUCCGGGAAGAUUCGGUUCGGGUUCUCGGGGAGCACCGGGAAGGUUCAGUUCGGGCCCUCCUGGAAGAUUCGGUUCGGGUUCGCCGGGAAGGUUUCGGUUCGGGUUCCCCGGAUGGGUCCCUUGGGGCUGUUCCGGGUCCGUCCGGGUCGGGGUCUCGGGGCCGGCUCUGGGCGCGCCCCGCACGCCCCGUCCCUCUGUCCGUCCCUCGGUUUCUCUCUCCGUCUGUCCGGCCCCGGCCCGUCCCGCUCGCGCUUUUAUCCCCGGCCCGUCCCCGGCCCGUCCCGCCCCCACAAAGACCCGGGGCUGCGGAGACUUCGUGCGGGACCUGCUCGGGGGGCCCGGGGGGGCUCCGGGGGCAGUUUCCUGUCCCGUGCCCGGGAUGGGACAAUUUCCCUGUCGCCCUUUCCCUCCUGCCCCUCUGCCACGCCCCCCUCGUCCCCUCCUUGUCACCCUCGGGGCCCCAUCCUGUGUCCCCAAACCGGGGGGAGGCUCACCCGCCUGUCACCCCCCGGGGGUGGCUCCGGGGCCACCAAUUGGGCGCCGCUGUCACGAGGGCUGCGACUUCCUCUAUUCUGUCGCUUUUUGACGUCGGGGGAUUUUUGUCACCCCUGGAACCGUGGGAACAUCCCUGAUGUGCCCGGGAUGUCCCCAGCACGGUGCCAGCCCAGGACACCAUCCCUGAUGUCCCCCGGAUGUCGCCAGUGCCCCGGUGGUGGCACCCAGCCCUGCCACCCUCCCUGCUGUCACCUCCAGGCCGGUGACACUUGUGACAGCCGCGGGUGCAGGUGACAGUCCCCUCCCCGCGGCCAUCCCCGUGGAUUGUCCUUGUCCCUGGAAUUUCGGAAAUGCCGGGAGCCUCCCUCGGCCUUGGCCGGCGUUUGGAGGCCACGGGUGGCACAGGGACACUGGGGACAGGGCCAGGUUGCCAGGGACACGGGGGACAGGGAUGGCAGGGACACCACCGGGGGGGGGCACGACAGGGACAGGGACACCAGGAGCGCGCGGGUCAGGGGUAGGACGGGUGGGGACAAAGGGGACACGAAGGCGCUGCCAGCUCCGAGUCAACAGGACGUGCCACCCCCACCUUCCCCCGCAGGACGUGGGCCGGUGCCAGCGUGCCCUGGUGCCAUUGUCACCUCCCCUGUCCCCUCCGGCCUCUUGCUGAUCCCCGCUGCGACCCCCGGGGUGUCCCUUGGGGUGUCCCCCUGUCC